Penicillium waksmanii is the source of this 1185-nucleotide messenger RNA. Its product is annotated as tRNA maturation protein LHP1. The record is from RefSeq and is a predicted model, not a curated record. Gene Ontology annotation, cellular component: nucleus. Lineage: Eukaryota; Fungi; Ascomycota; Eurotiomycetes; Eurotiales; Aspergillaceae. The transcript is spliced from 3 exons. The coding region runs from base 1 to 1185 and encodes 394 amino acids. Gene Ontology annotation, biological process: RNA processing. Gene Ontology annotation, molecular function: mRNA binding.
AUGUCUGAGGAGCAGAAGCCCACCAACAACGCUCAGGCUGAGCAGGAUGUCCAGGAUGUCCUCGCCGAGCUGAAGGGUGACAAUGCCGCCCCCGCCGAGGCGAGCAAGGAAGACGCCGAAGAGGCGCGCAUCGUCGCCGAGGCCGCCAAGCUUGGAGAGAAAUCGGAGCAGUCCGAGGAGUCACAGCAACGCGACACCCGGGGUGGUCGUGGUGGUAGCCGUGGUGGUCGCGGUGGUCGCUUCGCCAACAACGUCAAGUUUGACCCCUCCCAGCAGAAGCAGACUGACGACCCCGUCGAGAUCCGCAAGCAGGUCGAGUUCUAUUUCUCCGACUCCAACCUUCCCAUGGACAAGUUCCUCUUCUCCAAAGUCGGCGGCAGCGAGAACAACUCCGUUCCCCUGGAGCUGCUCCACUCCUUCAAGCGCAUGCGCCGCUUCCAGCCCUUCGACGCCAUUGUUGAGGCCAUGAAGACCUCCGAGACUCUUGACCUGGUCGACGACAACACCGCCGUCCGGCGCAAGGUUGCCCUGCCCGAUGAUGUGAAGGUUCACAGCGACCAAUACGCCAAGGUCUUCGCCGACGAAGCUAUGGCCCGCAGCGUCUACGCCAAGGGCUUCUGCCGAUUUGGUGAGGAGGGCCCCACCACCCAGACCGAUAUCGAGACUUUCUUCGAGACCUACGGCCCCAUCAACUCCGUUCGUCUUCGCCGUACCAACCCCGAGAAGGUUUUCAAGGGCAGUGUUUUCGUCGAAUUCAAGUCCGAGGACAAGCAGAAGGAAUUCCUGGCUCUGGACCCCAAGCCCAAGUUCAACGACCGCGAGCUGCUCAUCAAGACCAAGAAGGAAUACUGUGAUGAGAAGGUGGAGGAGAUUAACAACGGCACUGUUCGCCCCAACGAUGAUCGCCACCGUGCUGGCCGUGGCCGUGGCCGUGGUGGUCGUGGUGGUCGCGGUGAUCGUGGUGGUCGUGGACGCGGCGGUCGUGGCGGUGCCCCCCGCAAUGAUCGUGACUGGCGCGAGCGCCGGGACGAGGACCAGAAGAGCGGAUUUAAGGAUGCGGCUCAGAAGGACUCUCGUGGCGUUCCCGUUGUCAAGAGCUCCUCCGACUCUGCUGGUCAGAAGCGCACUCGUGACGAGGAAGCCAACGGCGAUCACCCCGCUAAGAAGGUUGAUUCGAAGGAGUAG